This is a messenger RNA of Cyclocybe aegerita, 846 nucleotides long. The record is from the annotation of a GenBank genome assembly. NCBI's taxonomy places the organism in Eukaryota, Fungi, Basidiomycota, Agaricomycetes, Agaricales, Hemipholiotaceae.
AUGAGCGACAACGAAUACUGCGUUUAUCCUCGCGCACGAAGCGUCGAGCAGCGAGCAAGCGCUGUGGCGGCCUGGCGACAAGACGUUCUCAGCAAUGGGCAAACAGAUUCGACGAAAAAUAAUUUCUCUUCGCCCUACAGCAACAUCUUCCCCUCUCUUCCUCAGGAGUCCAUCACAUCCCCUUCGAACAUUUCGUCCAGACCAUCUCAUAUGGGUUUCGGCGCGGUUGCAGACUCCCUCGUUGAAACACGAGACCGCAUCCGACGCAAUAGGGAGCAAGACACCGCCGGUCAUCAAGCCCAGGGUCGGUCCGACUCUAAAAGGACACCACCCGACGUCAAGCAGGGACCCACAGACAUGUCGGCUAACCCCAAUGAGAUCAUCGGCACCCGCCUCUCCGCUUGGUCUGUUCAAGAGACGAACACUGCGCGCCAUCGCGAGAGUCCAUUCAAAGGUCCUUCUCCUGCCGACAUCCAGAUUCAUGAUUCGCCCUUCCCAGUCCGCGAACCCUUGGCCUCAACACUGUUGCGAGUCCCUCUACCUCCCCACUCGCUUUCCAGCACUUCUCACCCCUCCGGGCAACAGUCACCUUCGCUCUCGUCGCGUUCAUCGUUGCCUUUUCUUUCCCAAGCAGCCGAUACCGACUCCACCAGCAAUAGGACAACCGGGCCACCGUCUUCCAUUCCAGAAAGCAAGCAUGUUGCAAGACUGACAUUGAGCGUCCGUGGGACCGGGACAUUCGAUGUCUCCCUCAAGGCGGAUAGGGACUCAGCCAGUGACGGGGUCAAGACCGAAAUUGGAGUUGAUGGGUCCGUCUCCCUUGGUCUGACAUGCUCUAUCCAGUAA